This is a messenger RNA of Lathyrus sativus (Indian pea), 1143 nucleotides long. The record is from the annotation of a GenBank genome assembly. Lineage: Eukaryota; Viridiplantae; Streptophyta; Magnoliopsida; Fabales; Fabaceae.
AUGUCGAUCGCUUUUUCCUUCCUUCCUCCUUCUUCCCAUUCUCUUUCCUCUCUUUCUCCUUCCACUCCCAAAUCCCUCCCUCCCAUUUCCUUCUCAUCAUCUUCUCUCCGUCUCAAUCUCACUCCAUCUCCCUCUCCUUCUCUCCGCCUCAACCGCCGCGCAGAUCCUCUCUUCAUUCUCCAUUCCACGGACUCCGGCGGAGGUUUCGGCGGUCACGACGGUGGAGGCUCGUUCGGCGGACACGGUGGCGGCGGAGAUGGCAAUGACGGAGAAAACGAUGACGGACACAGCGUACUUAACGAGGCGCUUCUGUUGUUGGCGCAGGCAGGCAGGUCGUUGGAGAGUGUGCCGGCUGACCUAGCUGCCGCUAUUAAGGAUGGUAAGAUUCCUGCCUCCGUCGUUGCUCGGUUUCUCGAACUUGAGAAGUCUCCGUUCAUGCAGUGGUUGCUUAAGUUUACCGGUUUCAGAGAGCGUCUUCUCGCUGAUGAUCUCUUCCUCGCUAAGCUCGGUAUGGAGUGCGGCGUUGGCGUCAUUGCCAAGACCGCUGCUGAGUAUGAUCGCAGGAGAGAGAACUUUUUCAAUGAGCUUGAAAUUGUGUUCGCCGAUGUGGUCAUGGCUAUACUCGCAGAUUUCAUGCUAGUUUAUCUUCCUGCUCCUACUGUUUCUCUUAGACCACCACUUGGAGUUAGUGCAGGGGCCAUUUCUAAGUUUUUCCACAACUGCCCAGAUAAUGCAUUCCAGGUUGCUCUCUCUGGAACAUCAUAUUCCUUCUUGCAGAGAUUUGGUGCAAUUGUGCGUAAUGGGUCCAAGCUUUUUGCAGUUGGAACUGGUGCAUCACUGGUUGGGACAGCUGUGACGAAUGCUUUAAUUAAUGCAAAGAAGGCUGUUAACAAGUCUUCCGCAGAUGAAAUUGAAAAUGUUCCCAUAUUGUCUACCAGUGCUGCUUAUGGUGUUUAUAUGGCAGUUUCGAGCAAUCUCAGGUACCAAGUUGUUGCGGGAGUUAUUGAACAAAGGGUUUUGGAACCUAUGUUGCACCAGCACAAACUUAUACUUGGUGCUCUUUGUUUUGCUGUUCGAACCGGCAAUACAUAUUUGGGUUCAUUAUUAUGGGUGGAUUAUGCUCGGUGGAUAGGAGUUCAGUAG